This is a messenger RNA of Diaporthe citri, 1341 nucleotides long. RefSeq lists its product as uncharacterized. The record is from RefSeq and is a predicted model, not a curated record. Bases 1 to 1341 code for a protein of 446 amino acids. Gene Ontology annotation, molecular function: FAD binding. Lineage: Eukaryota; Fungi; Ascomycota; Sordariomycetes; Diaporthales; Diaporthaceae. The transcript has 2 exons.
AUGGCACAAUCAGCACAGACGUUUCAGGUUAUCAUUGCUGGUGGUAGCCUGGUAGGCCUGACGACAGCACUGGCUUUGGAGAAGGCUGGAGUCGAUUAUGUCCUGUUGGAGAAGCGUGAGAUCGCCCCACAUAUGGGGGCAUCCAUCUCCAUUCACCCUCACACCCAGCGGGUGAUGGAACAGCUGGGGGUGUGGCCUGAGAUCAGGGCAGGCGUGCUCCCACUCGAGGACAGGCAACACUAUGAUGAGAACGGUACCUUGUUUGAGGACUCUGCGAUACUUCGGGAGAUAUCCAAACUGUGUCACAACCGGCACACUGCAUUUAUGGAACGCAAGUUCUGGUUGAGUUGCCUCUAUAAUACCAUCGAGGACAAGUCUCGCAUUCGCGCCAACACUGGAGUGGCCUCGUUCGUCGAGUCCUCAGAAGGCGUAGAAGUGACGACGGAGAGCGGUGAGGUGCUCAAGGGGGACAUCCUGAUAGGCGCCGACGGCGUCCACAGCCACAUCCGAAAUCUCUUAGCAGACAAGAUCGACGCCACGGAUGCCGCUGCCGCGCAAAAGAUGCGGGAAUGCUAUGUAAGCACCUACCACGCCAUCUUUGCCACCUCGAGGAAUCUCAACACAAAGGGAGAGCUGUUCCUUCCGGAGCGCAUGGUGCACAACGUCUACUACCAAGGCGCAUCUGGCGUUGCUGCCGCCGGUGUCACCGGUCUUGUCUUUUGGUUUCUAUUCGUCAAAAGUGACCAGGUGACCAAGACCCCCAACACACCCCGCUUCACCGAAGAGCAGACACUAGCCACAAUCGCCAAAUAUGGAGACCACGCCCUCGGCCCUGGAUACACCUGCAAGGACCUAUGGGACAGCCGAGUCAAAGCAAACAUGGUGCCACUCGAAGAGGGGGUGCUUCAGACGAAAUGGAACUCCGGCGGCAGGGUCGUCCUGAUGGGAGACGCCGUGCACAAGGCGACGGUCAACCCGGGGCUGGGGGGCAACCUCGCAGUGGAGGGCGUCGUGCACUUGAUGAACGAGCUCGUGCCCCUCCUGCGCAGGUGCGGGGAGGACGGCGCGCGGAAACCGACGGGCACUGAGCUGGCGGCCGCGUUCGACGAGUACGAGAGGAAACAGCGGCCGCAUGCCGGUAUGAUCGUGAAUGCGUCUGGCUACAUCACGCGCUACGAGGCUAUGGAGACGUGGUGGCUCAGGGUGGCCCGUCGUGUCUCCCCUUGGCUUAGUGACUUCACCAAGGCGAGUGGUUUUGCUCGGUACAUAAAUGAGGGGCCGUGGUUGAAUUUCUUGCCUAACCCAGAUGAGGAGGUGAAAGCUGGUGAGGAGGGUCUGUGA